AUGUCUCAGUUGAAAGAUUUUGUUUUCUUCCUCUUAUCCAGUCCUACCACUCUGUUGGGGGCUGUUGCUGUCCUGCUCGUCCUCUGUCUUUUCUCCAGUAAUUUCAUCUCCCAGGAAAUGUGGAAGGAGCCUCCAGGGCCGAGGCCUCUGCCCCUGCUUGGCAACCUAUUGCAGCUGGAUCUCAACAGACCCCACAAAACCCUGUGUGAGCUUUCAAAGAAAUAUGGAUCUGUAUUUAAGGUUUACUUUGGAACCAACAAAGUGGUUGUGUUAGCUGGAUACAAGACAGUCAAAGAGGCUCUGGUCAGCUAUGCAGAAGAGUUUGGAGACCGAGACAUUUCCCCCAUUUUCUAUGACAUCACUCGAGGUCACGGAAUUCUGUUUGCAAAUGGAGAAUCCUGGAAAGAGAUGAGACGUUUUGCCCUCUCCACCCUCAGAGACUUUGGGAUGGGCAAAAGAGUUGCUGAGGAUAAAAUCUUAGAGGAAUGCUGCCAUCUGAUUAAAAUGUUUGAUGAGCAUAAAGGGAAACCAUUUGAUACAAAAUGUCCAGUGAAUUAUGCAACAUCCAAUAUUAUCUCCUCUAUCGUGUACGGAAGCAGAUUUGAAUACAGUGACCCUCGAUUCAAAAACCUCGUAAGACGAGCCAACGAGAGCAUUCGCAUUACUGGUUCUGCAACAGUCCAGCUUUACAACAUGUUUCCCCGGCUGCUCAGUUGGAUAAAAAACCGGCAGCUGAUAUUAAAAAAUGCUGAGAGGACUAUCAGUGAUGUCAAAGAUUUGAUCAAGCAUCUGAAAGAGACACUGAACCAUCACAUGUGCAAGGGGCUUGUGGACUGUUUUCUGAUUCGGAAACAGAAAGAGGAGGAAUCACGCAUUAUAGACACUCAUUUCCAUGAGAACAACUUGAUAUUUACAGUGACCAACCUGUUUGCUGCUGGUACUGACACCUCAGCAACUACACUUAGAUGGGGUUUGCUUCUUAUGGCCAAAUAUCCACAAAUCCAAGACCAGGUCCAGGACGAGUUGAGCAGGGUUGUUGGAAGCCGUCAGGUCCGAGUAGAUGACCGUAAAAACCUGCCCUACACGGAUGCUGUCAUUCAUGAGACACAGAGACUCGCCAGCAUUGUCCCCAUGUCACUUCCUCACAAAACCAGUCGAGAUGUCACCUUCCAAGGCUUCUUUAUCAAAAAGGGGACUAUUGUGUUUCCUCUGCUUACUUCUGUACUGUACGAUGAGAGUGAAUGGGAGAGCCCACACACUUUCAACCCUUCCCACUUCCUGGAUAAUGAGGGUACAUUUAUCAGGAGAGAUGCCUUCAUGGCCUUUUCUGCAGGUCGCAGAGUGUGUCUUGGAGAGAGUCUAGCCAAGAUGGAGCUCUUCCUCUUAUUCACCACCCUCCUCCAGCGCUUUCGUUUCACUCCUCCACCUGGAGUGACAGAAGAUGAUCUGGAUCUGACUCCUGCUGUGGGCUUUGUCCUCAGUCCUUCACCUCAUGAGCUGUGUGCCGUCAGUCGACAAUGAGGCAGCUUUAUCACUGCCUGUGGCAAUGGCUUUAAUAUUCUUCUACUCACUGUCACACAGGCAGAAAUGUCAUCACUUGUAUGUUCACCACCAUG
This is a messenger RNA of Scomber scombrus (Atlantic mackerel), 1616 nucleotides long. Its product is annotated as cytochrome P450 2K1-like. Gene Ontology annotation, cellular component: cytoplasm; intracellular membrane-bounded organelle. Lineage: Eukaryota; Metazoa; Chordata; Actinopteri; Scombriformes; Scombridae. The transcript has 9 exons. Gene Ontology annotation, molecular function: oxidoreductase activity, acting on paired donors, with incorporation or reduction of molecular oxygen, reduced flavin or flavoprotein as one donor, and incorporation of one atom of oxygen; iron ion binding; heme binding. Gene Ontology annotation, biological process: xenobiotic metabolic process. The coding region runs from base 1 to 1521 and encodes 506 amino acids. The record is from RefSeq and is a predicted model, not a curated record.